CGACUGCCCCUUUCAUGUUUAGUCCUAUAUAUAUUUAUAUACAGAGGGAGCCGGAGCUGUAGGACAGGGAGGGAGGGUUUGUAUCAGCAGCUGUGCAUGUGCCAGCGGGCCUAGUUAUAGACACACGGCUCCUGUGUGUGCGCCCGUUUCCUAGAUCUCUUCAUUAAACGUUAUUGCGCCUGGGCUACACGGUGAUUUGCAUUGCUGGUGCAACUGUAACAAACCCCGGGGGUGUAGGUGCCACUUAGAUUGUUAAGGACGGGGAAGGGCACUAGAUCCUUUGCAAGGGUAACAGGGAGAAGAAGUGUUUCUACUGGAUCCAACACCACUGCUCCCCUUCUGCAGGGGACAAGAAUGAGAGAGAAUGAGCCAGAGAGACACCCUGGUGCAUCUGUUUGCUGGAGGAUGUGGAGGCACUGUUGGUGCAAUUUUGACCUGCCCAUUGGAAGUUGUAAAGACCAGACUACAGUCGUCAUCCGUGACUCUGUACAUCUCUGAAGUCCAGCUGAACACUGUUAAUGGUGCCAGUGUUAACAGAGUGGCAAGAGUAUCACCAGGACCACUACACUGCCUCAAGUAAGAACAAAAGAAACCUACUUGAUAAGAAGAGAAAUUGUACCCUUUGGAUUAGUGCCCAGCUAUGAUUGUGCUGUUUUCUGGAGAUUUUAUUUUUCAUGGUGCCCUGUUAAUAAAUGUUUUUCACUGAACAAUCUAAAGGCAAAAAAAAAAAAAACUCCAGCAGAUUGACUGCAAAAACGUUAUUCCAGGUUGUGGUAACACUACAUGUUUCGGGUCAAUAUCCUUUAUCGAGUGAACUUUUUGCCUUUGGAUUAUUCAUAAAAUUGAAUUGCAGCACAGAGCAACUAUAAGGAAUUGGACAUAAUAUUUCUCAAUUUUCCAAGUACUGACCACCAACCUUCUUUCAAUUGUUUCUGGUCAUGCCCUUCUGGACCACUAGACCCUUCUUCCCGCAGAUUUCGUAUAAGGCUGUUCUAGCACUCCAGGAAGACUUAUCAAGGCUAAAACUGCAAGCAGUCAGUAACACUUUGGAAAAAUAAAGCAAAAGAAAAUAAUUACUUAUUCAUGCUCCCAUUUUUAACAUUUUAAAAUAUUGUGUGGCAUGGCUCUCUAGCACAGGUCUUUCUAUUUAUCUGUUAUUAGCUAUCAUGUUGGAGUCAUAAAAAAUGACGCACAGACCCACAACUAAAGCUGUAGUAAAAAUUGGCACUUUUAAAUAUUAAAUAUUUAAAUAUCUUUAUUCUACACUUCCUUUAAUAGUAACAUUGGAUUGAGUAUCCUUUCUACAAGCCGGGAAGGAUGAAAAAUAACUUGCCACUGCCUCUUAGUUCAUGCUGGCUGGCUCUGCAAUAAAUGACUUCCUGAGUGGUUAGCUGUUACCAUUGACCCAUUUCAGGCUGGGCUUCAUGUGUGAUAUACAUAUUCAGUUCAGUCAUCUGUAAAUGUUUGUGGCCUUCUCUGAUCUGCUGAAAGGUUUGUUUUUCAGGCUGAUUAGGAAUAAUUAGAAUGAGCAUGAUAUGAGCACAUAAUGCGUGGUUGCUCGGCUCAUAGGAAGUUUCCAGCUGCCUUCUGCCCUUUUCCUUUUCUGCUAACAAAAAAUGCACAAACAUAAAGUCUACAUAAAAUGUAAUAUAUUUCUUCAUAAUGCCAGGUUUAACAGUAACCAGAAGAAAUAGUGAAAACUUCUCCUGUGAUAAACAUUUAACACCCCCCUCUUUUUUGUGUUUUAAUUAAGUGUGUGUAAAAAAAAAACUGUAUACUUUUUGUGUUUGUCCUGCAAAUAAAUGUAUAGUACACAAAGGAA
Molecule: messenger RNA, 1822 nt
Organism: Xenopus laevis (African clawed frog)
Lineage: Eukaryota; Metazoa; Chordata; Amphibia; Anura; Pipidae
Gene: slc25a36.L
Product: solute carrier family 25 (pyrimidine nucleotide carrier), member 36 L homeolog
Biological process (GO): nucleotide transport; pyrimidine nucleotide import into mitochondrion
Cellular component (GO): mitochondrial inner membrane; mitochondrion
Molecular function (GO): pyrimidine nucleotide transmembrane transporter activity
Source: RefSeq, marked provisional